AUGCCGCGAAGUCAUCGUCCUGACAAGGAAAAGUUCGAUAUUACUCUCCAGCAGAUCCAAGGCCCCAAUUGGAAGUUUACCCUUGGGCGUGGGUUUGAAGACUUGCGUACUAAUCCAUUGCAAACCUAUCCCACCAACCUCGAGACCCGAAAGCCAAUCGACAAGAGGGCGUUGGAGCGCAUUGUACCACAAGUACGAGCCAUGUACCACUUUGGAACAAGUCAAACUAUCCAUAGGGACAACCCGUCAUUGAUCCAUGCUAUGGGUACUUUUCAUCGCGAAGUAGGCCAGGCAGCUGAGUUCUACCAAAGCUUCAAGCAACAAUUCGAUCAAGAGAUCAGUCAAAUGACCUACCUCUCGAAACCUAAUCUGAACGCAAUCUGGACAGAGAGGGUGAUGGAGAAAAGACAAGGAGACGAUGUGAAUCAGGGUGCGGAUACUUCUCAAAAUCAUGCACCAAAGUUCUGCAAGAAGUUUGAGGAUACGAAGAGAAGCUUGAUGCGCUCAGCGAAGGAGGUUCUUGAGUUCAUUGACCUGGCAUGGACGAGAGCCAAAGAUCCCAACAGCGGUGCCCUAGUCGAUCCAGCGAAGCAUUUUCGAGAAAAGGUGUCUCUCGCGUUUGAUCAGACGAAGGAGCUCAUGGAAUGGGCAGCGUUGUCACCAGACGCAUGCGAGGCACUCACUCGGGAAUUAAAUUCUCUGAAAGAAUUGGUGAACCCCGAUAGUGAGCGAGUAAAAGAUUUGUACAAGUCCAAAAACUUGGAGGAAGAAAGUUGA
Hymenoscyphus albidus is the source of this 777-nucleotide messenger RNA. Lineage: Eukaryota; Fungi; Ascomycota; Leotiomycetes; Helotiales; Helotiaceae. The record is from the annotation of a GenBank genome assembly.